Molecule: messenger RNA, 1266 nt
Organism: Penicillium maclennaniae
Lineage: Eukaryota; Fungi; Ascomycota; Eurotiomycetes; Eurotiales; Aspergillaceae
Exons: 1
Coding region: 1-1266 (421 amino acids)
Molecular function (GO): gamma-glutamylcyclotransferase activity
Source: RefSeq, a predicted model, not a curated record
AUGGCUUCCAUGCACGACCAACCGGUCGAUGAAGAAGCGGCGGCAAUCACGGAGUGCCGCUUUAGUGCAACCUCGCCUCUGGCCCGACUGAGAAGCCUGCUUCCUGUUGCCCUGAAUCGAUCAGCGAGCCCCGAUCCUCGUGAUCUUCCCACAACAUCCACAGACCGUCGUCGCGCAUCCAGUGUCGGUGCCUCUCUCGAUCAGGAUGAGUUCCUUUCCGAGAAGGUCACCGAGCAGCAGGAGAAGGGAACGACUCUUUCGGACACAAUCGCAGCAAAGGAGACAGUACUGUACCUUGCGUACGGUUCCAACCUCUCCUCCAAGACCUUCCGCGGCGUACGGAACAUCAAGCCGCUCUCCCAGAUUGCGGUCCUCGUUCCAGAGCUCCGGUUGACGUUCGACCUCCCUGGUAUCCCGUAUGCCGAACCCUGCUUCGCGGGAACACAAUUCCGAGAUCCGGAUGCUGCAGAGGAGCAGGAUGGAGCGUCGUCAGAAGAUGAUUCGCUCAUGGAUGGAGUGUACAUGUCAGAGAAGGAGCCGCUCAUGGUGGAGACACGGGAAGUACAAAGUACGGAUCUCCACAGGAACCGAUGGCACAAGCCUCUUGUCGGCGUUGUCUACGAGGUGACUCUGGCCGACUACGCGAUCAUCAUUGCAACCGAAGGAGGUGGCCGUGGCUACCGUGAUGUCGUAGUUGACUGCCACGCUUUCUCCGAAUCCUACAAGCCAACAGACCCAGUACCGAAUCACCCCGACACCCCGCCUUUCAAAGCCCAUACGCUCCUUUCGCCAGCUGCAGAUGAAGCAUUGAAGAAGAGAACUCAUGCGAUCAAAAGCGACCAUUCGCCAGCAAUGCACAAUCCUCGCCCUACAACCUGGUGUCUGGGAGACAUUGGUCCACACCUGCGUCCGGAUGGUGAAUAUGCACAGCCGUCUGCACGCUAUCUCAACCUCCUCAUAACCGGUGCCGCAGAACACGAGCUCCCAGUAUCAUAUCAAGAAUACCUCUCGCAGAUCCGACCCUACCGAAUUACCGAGAUGCGCCAGAAGAUUGGAAAGGGCGUCUUUCUUGCUAUCUGGGCACCGCCCAUUCUGUCGCUUCUGGCUUUGGGUAAAUUCUUCGCGGGUCCAGAUGGACGCAGUCCUCCGUGGUUGGUGAUUCUAGGUAAUGUGCUUUUCACUACGAUGUGGAAAAGCUAUGAUAAUGUCUUCAAGCCGGUGUUUGGAGAUGGUGAGCGAACCUUACAUGAUACCCCACCUCUAUAG